Molecule: messenger RNA, 809 nt
Organism: Brassica napus (rape)
Lineage: Eukaryota; Viridiplantae; Streptophyta; Magnoliopsida; Brassicales; Brassicaceae
Product: glutaredoxin
Exons: 4
Coding region: 176-646 (156 amino acids)
Biological process (GO): cellular response to oxidative stress
Cellular component (GO): cytoplasm
Molecular function (GO): glutathione disulfide oxidoreductase activity
Source: RefSeq, a predicted model, not a curated record
UAUUAAUCCCCUCCUAAGAAAAUACGUUUCAAAAUCGACGGCUGAUAUACUAAACAAGCGUUUCAUAUAGUUGACUGAUGACAAAAGUCUGCAACUGCGUUUCGAUAAAGCGGAUUGAUUCGCUUCUUCUCCCAACAUUCCUGAGAAACCAAGAAAAGCGAAUCUAAAGUUAAAGAUGGCGAUGAAGAAGGCUAAAGAGAUCGUUUCCAGCAAUGCCGUCGUUGUUUUCAGCAAGUCGUAUUGCCCAUACUGUGUGAAAGUGAAAGAUCUUUUGAAGAAACUGGGAGCUAAAUUCAUCGCAGUUGAGCUCGACAAAGAAAGUGAUGGUGCACAAGUUCAAUCAGCUCUUGCAGAAUGGACAGGACAACGCACCGUUCCCAAUGUAUUCAUAGGUGAAAAACACAUCGGUGGCUGCGAUUCGGUAACCAACUUGCACAGAGGCGGUAAGUUGGUUCCUCUGUUAACUGUGUCCAAACCAAGUUCAAAAAUCCGGUCCAGUAUCACAAAAGCCCGACAAGGAGAUAAUAUGCCCACGGAAGUUGAAGGUCCGUCCCGAGCUAGGAAGACAAGCCACACUGAACUGACACGGUCAAAGCAAAAACAUAAAGGAGGUCGGGACAUUAAAUAUGAUUUUAAAGACACUUGAUACUUGCCAAAGAUCACGUCACCAUUAUGAUCCAUUACUUUUGUACUCUUAUUCUCUGAUACCCCAGAGUCACCAUUGUUGUAUCACUUGUGUGAGAAAAGAAAUUCAAAAAAAUGAAUGUUUAAAAUUGUUUGUUUUAGGAAAUCUUCAUUAGAGUUCUUCA